Molecule: messenger RNA, 474 nt
Organism: Rubroshorea leprosula
Lineage: Eukaryota; Viridiplantae; Streptophyta; Magnoliopsida; Malvales; Dipterocarpaceae
Source: the annotation of a GenBank genome assembly
UGGCCACACUGAAUGUAGCCAAUUUUGUUUCUCUUCAACUCACUUCAGAUAAUUAUGUGCUUUGGAGAACCCAAAUGAUGGCUCUAAUUGAAAGUCAAGAGCUAUUGGGGUUUAUUGAUGGUGAGUAUGAAAUGCUUGAUCCAAAGGUACUUUCAAAUGAGAAGGAAGUACCAAAUCCAACUUAUGUAGCUUGGAGAUGGUCUGAUCGUCUUCUUCGUGGGUGGAUCAUCGGUACCUUAUCUAAAGAGGUACUUGGAAUUGCUGUUGGACUCAAUACUUCAUCAGAAGUUUGGAAGGCAUUGGAGGACCAUUUUGUUCAAAGCUCUCAAGAAGAGAAUUUCACUUAAUGCAAGAGAUUUCAAGUAUCCAAAAGGGUGAUGACACUCUAAGUGGGUACAUCAGAAAGUACAAAGCCCUUUGUGAUGAACUCUCCACACAUGGUAAGAUGAUUCUUGAUAAAAACAAAGUUUUUUG